AUGAGCAGAGACCUGCUAGUGUUCAACUCUAGAUCAUCUCCUAAGAAUUUUGGUAAUUCAAACACUGGUGCUGAUAAUUUGAAGAACCCUGAAACUUAUUCUCCAAAAUCGAAACCUCUUGGAACUGGAAAUCAAGGGUUUAGGCAUUCAUAUUCUGGAAAUGAGAGUGCCUACUCUUCACCGAGGAAACAUUGGAAUAUGGACUUCAAGGAUGCUACUACUGCUGCUCAGGCAGCUGCAGAAUCUGCAGAGAUGGCAAGUAUGGCUGCCCGAGCUGCUGCUGAACUUUCAAGCCGUGAAAAUUUCACCCAGCAGCAUUCAAUGGAAUCACCGAUGUCGCCUCUUCAUCGUAUGAGGGACGAGGAACCACGAAAGUAUACUGGCUCGGCAUCUCAAAAUGAACGUCUUGGCAGAGAUUCGGUUGAUGUAUCCUUUCAUGGAAGGAAUUCUGGGAAUUAUGAACAAAUUGACAGCUUCGAAGAACAUGGCCAGGCAAGAUACGAUGAAAAUGUUUAUAGUAACAUUACGAGGAGCGGUGAUAAAUCCGCUCAUGGUUCCUUCAAGUCAACUGCAUCUUCCUUCAAAGAAGAAACAUCAGUGAAUAAGCAAACCACAGAUGCAUAUUCUCGAAGACAUUCAUUUCAACAAGUUCCAGUAGACCAUUUUGCUGAAGUGAAUUCGACGAGAAAAUCAGGUGAAAAUGUUGAUCAUCAGAAUGUCAGGGCCAGAGAACAAUCAAGCUAUUCUUAUUCUCAUUCUCAAUCAAAUAGUUUUAAUGAUGAUCGUGAUGUUGUCUCUAAUUUUAAUCGGCUGAAGUCGGAAAAUGAUAAGAAAAGCUCAGGGGAAAGCCGGAUGCCAUUUGUGACUGAACUGCAUGAUACAAAGAUUUCUGGUUUUACCGAUUAUCAAGAAGUAAGGAUCAGGAAGCAAUCAAGCCAUUCUUCAUCUCAUUCUCAUUCAAGUACUUUUUCUGAUGAUCAUGAUGUAUCAAAUUUAAACCGUCGGAACUCGGGAGAUAAUUCCAGUGAGGAUUCUUUUCUUCGUAAUGAUAAAGGAAGCCUUCAAAGAAGCACAAAAGAAACAACAGAUUUUUUCAACAAUGCCUCGGCAGUUUUUGAUGACUAUGGAUCAGAUAAUAAUGAAGAUUGUUUUGAUUCGGAGGAAGAGCACGACAAACGUGAAUUCAGUAUGAGCUUAUCAUCUCCUGGUCAAAGAUCACCUACUCGUCCAUAUACAAGAACAACUUCUCGGAGCAUUGAGAAGAAUAUUGAUGGAAAGUCAAUUUCAGAAUCACAUAUUUUCUCGGAUCAACGGCCAAGUCCCGUCUUCUUUGAAAGUUCAACUAGCUCUGCAUAUUCUUCACAUGGAGACGACUUGUCGGCAACUUUUGAUGAUUAUGGCCCUAGUUCUGAAAGUGACGAAGAGAUAGACAAAUCCAUUUUUGUUAGGAGUUCCAAGCACAGUAUGGGUAGUAAUGUAAAGAAAGUGGAUUCACACCAAGCUGAAAACAGUAAUUUCGAUUCACAGUCGGAUGAAGUCAUGGAAGAUACUGAACAGUCUAAUUAUUCUAGUCUGGAAGAAGGUAUGAAAUUGAAUUUCGGGAACUUGACAGGCGGCCUGAGACAUAAGGGUUAUAGGCUUCCACCAUAUACAAAUAGUCCACGAGGCAAUGGUUUAUCAUCUGUGGUGGCAGCCAAUGACGCAUCUACUAGAAUUAAGCAGUUUUCUCCCCCUGCAGCAGCCCAGCCUUCGGUUGGUUCGGUGUCUUUCAAUCAAGAGCCAUACACUAGGAGAAGUAGCAAUGAAGUGAAUAGAAAACUCAGCAUGAGAGCAUCGAGUACACAUGUCGAUCCUAGUGAUGAUGACUCUGAGGAGGAGCGACUGAAACAGACUUCUAGUAGCACUCAAGACCGAGUAAAUCAAAGGUCUAGCUUUGACGUAGACCUUCCUAAAAGAGAGGCUCCUACUGAUACCGGGUUUUCUCGAAGGACGAAGAAGGCCUUUCCUUCAGAUUCACGGAGAAGCUCCAAUCUUAAACCCACUGCUUUUGCUGAGCCAAAAGUGGUUUCUGAUUACAGUGGGAAAGGGAGUGGUGAAGUGAACAGAAAAUUCAGAAUGAGAGCAUCGAGUACUCGUGUUGAUUCUAGCGAUGAUGACUCCGAGAAACGACGUAAUCAGACUUUUAGUAGCACUCAAGACCAAUACAACAAUACACCAAGCUUUGAAGAAAACAGAAGAUCUAGCUUAAGAGUAGCUGUCCCAUAUUCUGGUUCAGAUGAAGGCCUUCCUAAAACAAGUUUAAAUGCUUCUUCCAACACAGGUUUUUCUCGAAGAACGAAGGCCUCUCCUUUGAAUUCACAGAGAAGCUCCACUCUUAAAGACACCGUUACUUCCGACUACGGCCGGGAGAAGGAUUCCUCAAGGAGUUCAAAUGCCGAUGAGUCACUAAAAAGACUCAGCCUCAGAAAAAGAACUCCGAUGAUCUCUCGGGACGUUCUCGUCAUCCCCAGUUGUCAUCACAAGCAACUUCAAGGCUGGCCUUUGAGACCAAAAGGUCUUCAUCUGAUACAACUUUCAAGUCAUCGGAAAAGGAUCAGUCAUCCACAUCUAUCCCAAAGAUUAUAUCAUCAGCCAGUGCCAAAAGUUUGAUGACUCAAACGUCAACCGGCUCGGGCCAAUCUAAGCAGAAUGCUAGCCAUGUUCAUCCGAAGCUUCCCGAUAUCGACAUCUUGACUGCGCACUUGAAUUCAAUCAGACAGAAUCACAAAUGAAUAUAGAUUCUUUCCAAAUUCUUACAGAACUCGUGUUUUUUUAUUAG
Molecule: messenger RNA, 2818 nt
Organism: Hibiscus syriacus
Lineage: Eukaryota; Viridiplantae; Streptophyta; Magnoliopsida; Malvales; Malvaceae
Exons: 4
Coding region: 1-2649 (882 amino acids)
Source: RefSeq, a predicted model, not a curated record